AUGCCAGGCCUCGCUCUCGACACAACUAACUCCUCCGACAGUCUACCAGUCACAAUGUCAACAUCAGCCAACAAGGUCCUGGCCAACCUCGCCUCGUCAGAAUCGAGCCGUCUGCCCUCUCCUCAGCCCACCCACAUGUCUUCACACAACGGCACUGGCCACCGCAAGCUUCGCUCGGCCACCGUCGGCUAUGUCGCCCCCGAGUUUACUGGAAAGGUUGAGCAGAUGAAGACUGUUCGUAACCUCAUCCUCGGCAAUGGCUGGAUUCCCGAGGCCCUCGUCGACGACCAGAUUCGCUGGUUCUACGAGCAGCUCGGCAUCGAUGAUGUCUACUUUCGCAUUGAGAGCCCAGAGGUCAUUGGCAACCAAAUUACUUCCCUCUACGCCGCCAAGGUUGCCGCCAACUCUCGUGAGGACAAGCGCGAGGAGAUUCGCCUCGACAUGGAGGCCGAGGACCAUGCCAUCUACAUUGACACCAGUGAACCUGGCCAGUCCAACGUCUCUGGCCCCCGCUAUGAGGUCCGUCUCGAGGCCAAGUACCUCGAUCACUCGGACAGGACAAAGUACCGCGUCGAGACGUUCCGUUCCCCCGCCGCCAUCGGCGCCAGCCCCAACUCCAAGGCCACCCUCCGUUGCUACUUUGUCUACAAGUGCGACUUCAAGCAGAGCGUUGAGAACACUGACCCCAAAGAGACCAACAUUGAGCUCAUUUCCGACGCCGGAUUCUGGCAAAAGGCUACGGAGAACACCAAGCAAAUCUACCAGGAGAUCAUUCAGCUCGCCGUGUCUCGAACCGGCCCCGUCAUUGACAUCUUUGACAUUGAGGACUCUGUUGAGAAGCGUCUAGUCGUUGCGUUCCGCACCCGUACUGCCCGUGGCAUGUUCUCCUCCCUCUCCGAUCUCUACCACUACUAUGGCGUCACAUCCUCCCGCAAAUACGUCGAGCAGUUCUCCAACGGCAUUACCGUCAUGUCCAUCUACCUGCGCCCUGCCUCGACAGACGGCGGCUACUUCCCCCCCAUGGAAGAGUCCAUUCAUCAGAUCACCAAGGAAAUUUCCCUGCUCUACUGCCUUCCCCAGAACAAGUUCCACAACCUGUUUGCCACUGGUGCCCUGAGCCUUCAGGAGGCUGUCUACGCCCAUGCCACCUGGGUCUUUGUCCAGCAUUUCCUCAACCGUCUAGGCCCCGAGUACGUCUCUCUCUCGGAGAUCAUCAACCACAACGACAGCGCCCAGGCUGCCCUCCUAUCCAAGCUCAAGCGCCGUCUCCGUACCGAGACUUUUACCCCCGACUACAUCUAUGAGAUUAUCCAGUCCCACCCCGAGCUGGUCCGCUCCCUCUACGCUUCCUUUGCCAAUGUCCACCUCAGCGUAGGCCCCGACUAUGAACGCCAUUACCUCGCCCCCACCCCCAAGGUUGAGGUCCUCUCGGAUGAGAGACUCAAGGACAGAAUCUCCAAGACUGUCGCCAACGAGCACGAGGAAAUGGUCAUGACCGCUUUCCGCGUCUUCAACAAUGCCAUUCUCAAGACUAACUACUUUACCCCCACCAAGGUUGCCCUCAGCUUCCGUCUCGACCCCUCUUUCCUCCCCAUGGCCGAGUACCCCCGCCGUCUGUACGGCAUGUUCCUUGUCAUUGGAGCCGAGUCCCGCGGUUUCCACCUGCGUUUCCGCGAAAUUUCUCGUGGUGGUAUCCGUAUCGUCAAGUCCCGCAGCAAGGAGGCUUACGGUAUCAAUGUCCGCAAUCUCUUUGACGAGAAUUAUGGUCUUGCCAGUACCCAGCAGCGCAAGAACAAGGAUAUCCCCGAAGGCGGUUCCAAGGGUGUCAUCCUCCUCGACCCCAAGCAGCAGGACCGUGCUCAGGAGGCUUUUGAGAAGUACAUUGACUCUAUUCUCGAUCUUCUCCUUCCCGCCGAGACACCCGGUAUCAAGAAUCCCGUGGUGGAUCUGUACGGCAAGCAGGAGAUCCUCUUCAUGGGCCCCGAUGAGAACACUGCCGGCCUUGUCGACUGGGCUACCGAACAUGCCCGUACCCGCGGUGCCCCGUGGUGGAAGUCAUUCUUCACUGGCAAGUCUCCGAAGCUGGGUGGUAUUCCCCAUGACAAAUACGGCAUGACUACCCUGUCCGUCCGCGAAUACGUCAAGGGCAUCUACCGCAAGCUGAACCUUGACCCCUCUACCGUCCGCAAGAUGCAGACUGGCGGUCCCGACGGUGACCUGGGCAGCAACGAGAUCCUUCUCGGUAACGAGAAGUGGACGGCUAUUGUUGACGGCUCUGGUGUUCUGGCCGACCCCAAUGGUCUCGACAAGGACGAGCUUGUUCGUCUUGCCAAGAAGCGUGCCAUGAUUGGCGAGUACGACAUGUCCAAGGUGUCCAAGGACGGCUACCGUGUGCUUUGCGAGGACAAUAACGUUACCCUACCUAACGGCGAGGUUGUUGCUAACGGUACCUCUUUCCGCAACACCUAUCACCUCCGUGACACUGGCAUGACUGAUGCCUUUGUCCCUUGUGGUGGCCGUCCCGAGUCCAUCGAUCUUAUUUCGGUUAACCGCCUAAUCAAGGAUGGCAAGAGCGUCAUUCCUUACAUUGUUGAGGGUGCCAAUUUGUUCAUCACCCAGGAUGCUAAGCUCCGUUUGGAGGCUGCCGGCUGCAUUCUCUACAAAGAUGCUUCUGCCAACAAGGGUGGCGUCACAUCGUCGUCACUCGAGGUUCUGGCUUCGCUCUCGUUUGAUGAUGCCGGCUUCGUGGAGAACAUGUGCGUCGACGCCAAGACUGGUGAGGCUCCUCAAUUUUACAAGGACUACGUUCGCUCGGUACAGGCCAAGAUUCAGGAGAACGCUGCUCUCGAGUUUGAGGCCAUCUGGCGCGAGCACGAAAAGACUGGCGAGCCGCGCUCGAUUCUGUCUGACAAACUGUCGAUUGCCAUUACAGACUUGGACGAGCAGCUCCAGAAGUCUGAUCUGUGGGCCAAUGAGACAAUUCGCUAUGGUAUCCUGAGAGACGCGUUGCCCAAGCUUCUCCUCGAGAAGAUUGGUCUCGAGACCAUUGUGCAGCGUGUGCCCGAGAGCUACCUGCGCAGUAUUUUCGGUAGCUACCUGGCGUCGCGUUUCGUGUACGAAUUUGGUGCCGAGCCCAGCCAGUUUGCUUUCUUCGACUUUAUGUCUAAGCGUAUGGCCGCCAUCAACGGUGAUAACGGCAACGGCACUGAGCGUCUCCGCCGCGCUUCCAUCAGCAAGCACUAA
Beauveria bassiana ARSEF 2860 is the source of this 3243-nucleotide messenger RNA. Its product is annotated as glutamate/Leucine/Phenylalanine/Valine dehydrogenase. Gene Ontology annotation, molecular function: L-glutamate dehydrogenase (NAD+) activity. NCBI's taxonomy places the organism in Eukaryota, Fungi, Ascomycota, Sordariomycetes, Hypocreales, Cordycipitaceae. The transcript is spliced from 2 exons. Bases 1 to 3243 code for a protein of 1080 amino acids. The record is from RefSeq and is a predicted model, not a curated record. Gene Ontology annotation, cellular component: mitochondrion.